GUUUGAGGGGAGAAUCAUCUCACUCAUUCGCCAGUUCACAACCGGCCAUGUCCCGGUUGUAUGCCCUCUUAGGGCUUCUCGCCUCCGCGGCCGCCCUCAACCCCUCCUGCAGCCCCGGGGGCAACUUCGACCUCACUAAAUGGAACCUCCAACUUCCCACCGGAAGCACGGGGAGUCCCCAAACAAUCUCGGGGUCGUCGUUAGCCGGAUGCAGCGGCUACAGCAGCAGCGUCUUCUACACAGACGGCUCGACCGGCGAGCUGGUCAUGACGGUGCCGGGGUCCCCGUCGAGUGCGGGAUGCGUCACCACGCCCAACAGCAAGCACUGCCGGACCGAGUUUCGCGAGAUCAGUCCGUCCAGCUGGAGUCCCAACAAUGGGAACAAUCGCCUGCGGGUGACCUUAUCGGUGCCGCAGCCGGACGACUCGUCGCAUGGGACGGUGAUCGGGCAGAUCCAUAUUGACGAUUCAAUUUCUUCGUGAGUACCAGCUUCCUGCCAUUGAC
This is a messenger RNA of Aspergillus aculeatus ATCC 16872, 504 nucleotides long. Its product is annotated as polysaccharide lyase family 7 protein. NCBI's taxonomy places the organism in Eukaryota, Fungi, Ascomycota, Eurotiomycetes, Eurotiales, Aspergillaceae. The record is from RefSeq and is a predicted model, not a curated record. The coding region runs from base 48 to 482 and encodes 144 amino acids. The transcript has a single exon.